Molecule: messenger RNA, 17750 nt
Organism: Eriocheir sinensis (Chinese mitten crab)
Lineage: Eukaryota; Metazoa; Arthropoda; Malacostraca; Decapoda; Varunidae
Product: inter-alpha-trypsin inhibitor heavy chain H6-like
Exons: 20
Source: RefSeq, a predicted model, not a curated record
GUUUUUCUCCUCCCUUUCCAGGACUCGCAGUUGACGCCGAGCCAUGCAUCACCCCCACUACCCGACGUGGCUGCCUCCUUGUCCUCGUCCUCGUCCUCCUCGUCCUCCAUCCUCGGCGGGGGAUCGGGGGGGAGCAUCCUGGGGGUACCGGGGCCGUCUAGGGUGGAGUGGGAUGACCUCGAGAUCUUGACGUACCAUAUACAGUCUGUGGUGAUAUCGCGCUACGCCGUCACCACCGUCACGUGCAAGAUUCGCAACCCGACUCUCGAUGCGCAAGAGGCAGCCUUCUCCUUCCUGCUGCCCGUCAACGCCUUCAUCUCCAACCUGACGAUAGAGGCUGGAGGCAAAAACUACACGAGUCUGGUGAGGGAGAAGGAGGAGGCGAGGCGCACUUACGAGAAGGCGAAGAGCCAAGGCCGCAACACCGCUAUCGUUCACCAAAAAGAGCGAGAGACGUCGAGGUUCCGCGUGGACGUGUCUGUGGCGGAGCAGGACGAGGUCAUCUUCUACCUUACAUACGAGGAGUUGCUUGAGCGUCGCCUCGGGGAGUACUCGCACAAGAUCAACGUCCACCCCGGCUACCCCGUGCGUGACCUGCUCGUCGACGUCACCAUCCAUGAGACGCGAGACAUCAACGUGCUCACGGUCAAGAAGGUGCCGGGCGGGCCGCUCUUCAGGGACGCAGUCGAGGAGUGGCGGGAGGGGCUGAAGACCGCUCGCCUCCGCUUCUACCCCAACCCCGAGAGGAUGCCGGUGGACGGGGUUCUGCACGGCCAGCUGGUGGUCAACUAUGACGUCACGCGCGCCCUGGAUGCUGGGGACGUGCAGGUCGAGGAUGGCUACUUCGUGCACUUCUUCGCGCCCAGUGACCUGCAAUAUACCCCAAAGCACAUCACCUUCCUCAUCGAUGUGUCUGGCUCCAUGGCGGGCACAAAACUCAAGCAGGUUAAGGAAGCGCUUCGCCACAUCCUGACCGAGCUGAACCAGGGCGACACAUUCAACAUCAUCCGGUUCUCCAGCGUGUCGCACAAGCUGGGCACCAUGCGCUACACGGGCACGGCAGUCAGGAAGGCCAGGAAGUACAUCAACAGCCUGGAGGUGGAGGGAGGAACAAACAUUGACGGUGGCCUUAAGGAUGCCAUGGAGCAGGACAUGGAGAACAUCGCCACGGACACAGUGCGGCCCCACAUCAUCGUCAUGCUCACGGACGGGCAGCCCACGGUGGGUGUGACCUCAGAGAACGCGCUGCUCAGGAACGUGAGGGAGCGGAACAAGGAUAAAGCGACCAUAUUCUCCCUCGGGUUUGGCUCCGGAGCUGAUAUGAACCUCCUGGAAAAGAUCUCCCUGCAGAACCGAGGAAGUGCACGCAAGAUCUACGAGGACACGGACGCGGCGGAGCAGCUGAAGGGCUUUUACCAGGAGCUGUCAUCCCCCAUCCUCCUCGACGUGCAGUUCAGUUACUCCAACGACGCCGUGACAGUGAACUCCCUCAGCAACACCCACUUCUACAACUACUUCAGCGGAACAGAGCUGGUGGUGUCCGGGCAGACGCAGGCCACACAGCAGAGCAUCCGGGCCAACAUCACCGGCCAGGGCAGGAACGGCGAAUUCUUUAUGGCGGUGACGGGCUGGGACAACGUAGGGCCACCCGACCACCACCUCCUCAACCACCUCCACCUGGCACCCACACCCAGGAACUUCAUCAAGAGGCUUUGGGCGUUCCUAAAAAUCAAGGACUUGUUGAUGGAGGAGAAGGCAGCGCGGGGAAUGCACGAGAAGGUGUCGGCACAGAAGAAGGCCCUCAUUAUAGCCCUGGAGAACCACUUCGUUACGCCCCUCACGUCGCUGGUGGUGGUGCAGCCGGACAAGGAGAACUGCAAGGACUACGAGGAGGACGACACGGAUGAGGAGGAGGAGAGUCUGGACAGCCGGCACAAGGCUCCCUCGGCCUCCCCCUCAGACGACCCCUUCAACUACACCUCCAUCCUCAGGACCCAGGACUCAGUUGCUCGUGGCUUCAACCCGGCGUCCAUACAGGUCCACGGUGGAUUGCUCUCCUCAGAGUACGACUAUCCCUCAGACCACGGGACAUUCGACUCUUUCAACAAGGGGAUUUAUGUGUCCAGCUUACCCAGCAGCUGCAGGCCUUCCAGUACCAGCUUAUGGCUUAUAUCACUUAUGUUCAUGUGCUUGGAGCUCUUUAAUCAGAUACGAGCGAUGGAGGUCUAUACAACAGUCAAGUGACCCUCCAUGAGUUUUCGGGGCUCAUGAUCACACUGCAACCACCAAGACUCACGCCACCGAGUCUCCAGGUAACUCUCCGCGACUCUCAGCCUCCAGGUGGCACAUUCGGCCUGGGGUCAUCGUGCUGCAGUGCAUCAAAACUUCACCGGACAGACAUAGCAUUUACGUUCACCCGAGGACUGUCUUUCCUAUUCCAACCUUACGGAAGAUUGGUGUCUAGCAGUAAUCAUGGAAACAAUUUUAUGGUGACUCAGGUGAAAUUCUAACCCAUCGUUUCCGAACUCUUGGUCGCCGGAGUGUCAAAGUGUGAAGAUUGUUGGUCCUCGUUCUUUACCGUUUUGAGAGUAGAUAGUAGUUGGUAUUUGUAGUCAUAAGUAUAUUUGCGAUGUGCCAAGGAUCACAGUAUGAAAACUGCCUUGGUUGUGAAGCUCUUUGGGAACAAUUUGUAAGGUAGGCGCUGCAGCGUGGCGACGGACUCUGCCGCGGGACUUGCCGAGCCUGGGGACGGGACCUUGCCGUAGUGGUGAUUGGGACAGUGUUUAGGGUCAUUUUGAGCUAAUGUUUAAUAUUUCGUCAUACUUAUCGUGUUAUCAAGAUUUGCUGGUAAUGUGACGUGCUGUGGUUGGCAAAGUGGAAAUAAUAAGAGAUAUCGUAGUAAAUUAUUCAGUAUUUCAUCAGUGAUCACCAGACGCUCUUGGCUCAGGGCAGGACAGGGUGCAGGCUGCCUGGCUUAACAUUUUAUUUCAUCAUGUUUUCCUGGAGCUCCAACAGCUGUACUUCAGAGGCCGUCAAGCCUUCAGAGGUCACCGAAUCAGUAGAGUCACUGCCUGACUUUUUGCUCCGGAUGAUUUUUCUCCUGCUGACGUGAUGCUUCUUGAAGGUUACUCAGUAUCAUCAAUGACAAGUCACGGCUUGUGUUAGCAAUACCUUACAGGAAGACUAGGGAUGUUGUUCUCCAAGCACCAAGCUGACCAGCAGUGAGUGUCACGGCUGGCCCCAGUGUGCUGCUGCCCCAGCCCUCACACCCACGGUGCAAGGGAUGGGGAGCUGGUCCUAGUGUGCCGCCCCCCACAUGGGAGUUGAGGCUUGUUUUCCUGUGUGCCUUUUUUUGCCCUGUGUUGUGUUUGGUCACUGGCAUCACAGACAGCCUCUGCCCACAGAAAGGUCUUCAUCUGCUUCACAAGCUUCAGGAGAGGCACUCUGUGGGACUAAUGUACCAAAAAGAGCCUGUCCAUACUUCUUGGCUCAAGCUGAGAAAUGUUUGAAAUUUAUUGUGCUUAUAUUGAUGCCAAAGGUGCCGCCAGCCAGUUUGUGCAUUGCACAGACACACAGAAUGAAUGCCUGAAACCUUGUGAUGUGUAUAAAGUUUCAGGACCUCACAGUGGGUCCUGGUGACACAGCAGGCAGCAGCCAGUGCUGCCCCAGAGGAGGCAGAGCAGCCUUGACAGCCUUGAAAGCCUUGACCGCCUUGACAGUGGCAGCCACCAGUGGUGCUGGUGGGCCCUGUGGUACUGUUGGGGCAGGGGGCUGUGGUGAAAUUUAAGAUUAUAAAUACAAAUAAGUGACAUUUCCAAAGUGUUCAGAGGCUCUGUGUUAGAGUUGCGUGGUCUUAUGAAAGCUAACCAGUGCCUUUGCCAACCAUUCCACUUCACAUUACACAACAGGCAACGCAUGAACCUGCAAUACAUAAUAUAAUACAUUGCUCUGCAGACAAAAUCUGGAGAUAAAAUAAAACUUCAACCUUGAGGGCAAAAGUUAAUAUUAGGUAACUAUUUCAAAAUCCUUCAGUGUGUUCUGCACGACAGAAACCCCACCGGCCGUGACGGCUUGGUGCCGCAGCCUGUGGCAGUGUGUUGGGGUGCCGUCACCCAGACAGCAGUGUGCCAUGUUGUUGCUGUUCUGGCUCAGUGCAUGGAGGAGAAAUCUGCUGAGGUUCACUUUUGAAAUUAUUGGACUGAGGAGAUCUUUUAAAUGACAGACAACAGCUGUAAAAACAUGCACUACCAAGACCCAGUGAGCCGGGCACAGCGUCACACACUCCUGCACUGCGGCCAGGACAGCGUGCAGGCAAUAUGACACACGAUGGUUGUCACUCGUCAUGCAGCCGUUCAGUUUGCCUUCGCAGGAAUCUCCAAGUACAGUGAUGAGGAGGGACAGGAACUUGUGUCGUGUGUGCUUACAAAAAUCCGACAAUAUCGCUGUUUUGUCCAUUCCUGGUGAAAUGUAUCCUACUUUUUAGUACUGAUAGGGGAAGGUAGUUUUCAAAGGGUGACUUUUUGUAAAGGGUGACAUUUUCAUUCUGUAUCCUUGAUUUUGAUAACCUUGUAUUGGAUAAACGAGCACAUUCAAAGCUCCCAUUGGCCGCGGGCUGUGUUGGUAGUGUGCUUAGGUUACCUCAGUACUUGUAGACUCCCUUGUUCUUGCGAGGUAACACUUUGUGAUCUCAGAGCUGCUUGUUGCAUCGCGAGGGACAGCAGACACACUCCUCCUGGACCAUUCCUCGGCCCACCUUUAGGAGUCAUCUGCCAUUCCUCUGUUGUCAUCUGCAGCGCUGUCUUCAAAGUUUAGGAUACUUAUCAAGAAAGCAACAAAGUGUAUUUUUUAUUACAAGCAUGCAUUUGAGGACUUUAAAGUUUAAGGACAUUUCUAAGGAAGCUUUACUGUUAAAAAGAAUAAGUACUUGACGCAGAGAAUGGGACGGAACUUGAUGCACGGCGAACAGUCAAACUUGUAUCAACUACCGAUCGCUGUGUCUCGAGGCAGUGUUGCAGAGAGAACCGUGCGUAGGGUUGACAGCAGCCAGGUGCAGAGACGAGCCUCAGGACCGCAGGGCGAGGCACGGUGACUGGCCUGAGGUGUUGUGUAGCCGACAGCCUGCAGUGUGUGUCCAGCGCUUGCCGAGGAAUGAGAGAGAAGUGUUGUUCGGGCUUUGAAGGUUUAAAAGUGGACCGGUGGAGGUGGUGACAGUGCUUCAGUGCGGCGAAGAUACUGAGGCACAGAAUAAUUGAGUUUUCACUGUAGCUGCCUUGCCAGUCUCAUCAUUUAGACUUAUAUUUCACGUGUCCAGCCCAGUAACUUGCAUUUUAGCACACAUGUAAAGUUAUAAGUCGAAACGUUCUUGCGCGAGACCCCAAAGAUUUGCUAGCAUGUGCCGUGUUCCAGUUCCGCUACCAGUGUAAUAAUCAAUGAUGUUACGUGCCCUGAAAUUCAAAGUAUGUUGGCGAAUACAAAUAUAAAUGAUUCUCAAGGGCAUGAACAGUACUUCCAGGCAGUCUUAGGCAUAUUUUACGAGGCUAGAGUUUGUUUCCGAGGAGAAUGAUAUUGAAGGCUUCCAUGUUGAUUCAUCUGUAGAGUUUCUAGAUUCUUGACGGUAGGUUCGUAGACUUUAAGUUGUGGUUUGGGGUUUAAUACUAUAUAUUCUUGUUUUUGACGUUUAUUUACCGUAAGCUUUACUUUAUAAUCUCUAGUGUUACUACAUAUAUUAAUUGAGUUCUACCUUAUAUUAAUUGAGUUCUACCUUAUAUUAAUUGAGUUCUACCUUAUAUUAAUUGAGUUCUACCUUAGAUGGACUAAAUUAAGUGGGUCAGAAAAUUCCUGUUGGCAAAUUUUUCUUAUAUUUGAAUGUUCUAUAGAGAGGAACAAUCAUGGUUAUGGUCAACACUUACAGAGUUAUCGUUUGCAAGUGUUCAUGUCAUCCCAAUCGCUUUAAUCUAUUAGCAUUUACUGAAAGCAGGCAAAGGAAAAAGUCUCGCUCAAACUGGUAUUCAUUUUGAGAUCAUCCAUGCAGUUUGAGUUCUGGGAAAAAUUAUACUUUGGUGAAAUGGAUAAAUGAUGAGCCUUGUUGCGUGUGAUUCUAUAAAGUCCAUCAAGCAGGGACCAUGUUUCUUAAUGGUCCGUCGAAGCGAGAAAAAGGAGAAAAAAAUCAUCACUCUUGCAAACCAUUUCAUAUGUAUCAAUGUAUUUGUGAUCAGUUUAUGUAUCAUCUGUUUUGUGGGUCUUUAUCAUGGCACAAAUUUGGCCCGUCGCUGGUACACGGUAAAGCCACAAAUUUGGCCCGUCGCUGGUACACGGUAAAGCCACAAAUUUGGCCCGUCGCUGGUACACGGUAAAGCCACAAAUUUGGCCCGUCGCUGGUACACGGUAAAGCCACAAAUUUGGCUCGUCGUUGGUACACGGUAAAGCCACAAAUUUGGACCAUCGCUGGUACAUGGUAAAGCCACAAAUUUGGCCCGUCACUGCUAAUGGGUUAAAUCUACAUUGGACUUUCGUUAAAUGCUUCGGAAAAUUCUGAUAACUUAUGCUUCCAUCUAAGGAGAACUUCAGCUUAUCAUUAUUAUUAUUAUUACUAUUAUUAUUAUUAUUAUUUGUAUUAUUUCAAUUAUCACUACUACUACUACUACUCUUAUAGUUAUUACGUUUAUUGUUUCGUGUGCGUGUGUUAGUGCGUGCGUGUGUGUGCGGCGUGAACAAUUGCCCUUCCCGAGAUCAAAGGUUCAACUUGUCGGGGCGAUUGUCAAUACCUGUGCUUUACUUAUAGGGAAUAAUCACGACUUUGCAUGGCUGAAAAUGUGAAGUUGUUCGUUCUCCUUUAACAAUAAGCUUUUUUUAAUCAUUGGUAAGGUUACUGGUGUCUCCUAUAUUUUCUUAAUCAUCAAUGUGAACACCAGUAGCUUUAUACGGAGCAGUUUGUGUGAGUUUUUUGAGGCGUCACGAGGAAAUAUGUAGGUAGCGUGCGUUCUUGUGUUGAAGUUGACCUCGUGUACCCAACGGUGACCAUCUUCCAAGGCGGCGAUGCACUCGAUAAGAAAGAAUUUGAUCCCUUUAGAAAGUAGCAUCCAAGUAGAGUUCAGUCUCUUUAACCUGACCUUCAAACCCUUAAAAUACCGAGGUUCAUAUUCUUAAAUGCUUCCGGCUCUCACAAUAAAUAUUUUCAAAGGUCAUAAAGGAGAUUAGUUGGGUUCUCAUUGCUGUUUUUCCACAUUCAUAGUGCAGAAGUCUUGUUAAACUAUCACUAGGCUUUUAAAACUACCCAUGGAAAUAUCAACCCAACAACCUCUAUGAAACCCUUGUCAAACUAUCACAAGGCUCAUAAAACUACCCAUGGAAAUACCAACACCACAACCUCUAUGGAAGCCUUUUCAAACUAUCACUAGGCUCAUAAAACUCCCCAUGGAAAUAUUAACCCAACAACCUCUUUGGAAGCCUUGUCAAACUAUCAUUGGGCUCCUAAAACUGCCCAUGGAAAUAUCAACCCAACAACCUCUAUGGAACAACAAUCUCUAUGAAAGCCUUGUCAAAUUAUCACAAGGCUCAUCAAACUACCCUUGGAAAUAUCAACCCAAAACAACCUCUAUGAAAGCCUUGUCAAACUAUCAUUAGGCUCAUAAAACUACCCAUGGAAAUACUAACACACCAACCUCUAUGAAAGCCUUGUCAAACUAUCAUUAGGCUCAUAAAACUACCCAUGGAAAUACCCACAACAACCUCUAUGAAAGCCUUGCCAGACUAUCACUAGGCUCAUAAAACUACCCAUGGCAAUACCCAAAACAACCUUGACAAAAGCCUUACCAAAUUUGAGUGUACAUGUAAGCCUGGAAAUGCUUGAGAAUAGGGACCUCUUUAGAUGUUUCCUUGAGUAUAUACGGUGAACUAUGCGCUGCCAUGUGGAGUACGAGGAACACACUGAGUCCUUGUCAAGCAGCGAGGUUUGGGGUCGGGUCAAUGUGCCGGCCUGCCUAACCUACCUAGCUGCAUGGGUCCUCUGGUCGGCGCUUGUACGACUCUCGGAUUUCGUGGACGCCAAACACUAUGACUUUAGAGAUAAUAAAAAUGUUGAUUGUGAAUUCCAAUGCAACACGUGUUUUAGUAUUGUGCCUCUUUUGAAACCGUGGGUGAUUCUGCCGAUUUUUGUGUAGGUUAGGUUAUCGGAUAGUUGAGGUCACUGGUUUUUGGUUAGGGUGGGUGAGGUAACGCCCCCCCUGGUGUAUGGCAACGUUGAUUGAUUUUGGUUCGGGAUUGUUGUAGGUUAGGCUAUACAAUAUUUUAGUUUACUUUAUAUUCCGUUUUUUUUUGGUCAGGGUGGGUGAGGUAACGCUCCCUCUGGUGUAUGCCCCUUUUGAUUGAUUGGUUUUGGUUUGAGGUUGUUGUUUGGUAGUUACUAGAGACACAUUGAACAUUGGAAGUAGUGGACUCGAUCAACACACAACGUUUAAUAUCAAAAUACGUAGAAUGACCAGCGGGCUUUUCUUUCACAUUUGUAACCAUCUUUUAUGCCCUUGAACUGACUCCUCUGCUGUCUGAAGUGGGUCGAAACUUUCCUUUACUCAUACCAACUUUUUCACCCGUCAAUCUGAGUUACAAGUUUGUUAUACGCAAGGCUCACUACGGCCCAGAACUAACUCAACCUUACGACAAAAAGAACGUAGUGGUAUUUUAUAAGAACUGGUCAUUUUGAAGUAGGCAGUCGAUUUGAGUUACAUGUUUGUUAUAAGAAAGACUCACUAUGGCCCAGAACUAACUCAACCUUACGACAUAAAAGAACGUAGUGGUAUUUUAUAAGAACUGGUCAUUUUGAAGUAGGCAGUUGAUUUGAGUUACAUGUUUGUUAUACGCAAGACGCACGACGGCCCAGAACUAACUCAACCUUACGACAUAAAAGGACAUAGUAGGAUUUUAUAAGAACUGGUCAUUUUGAAGUAGGAAGUCGAUUUGAGUUACAUGUUUGUUAUAAGAAAGACUCACUACGGCCAAGAACUAACUCAACCUUACGACAAAAAGAACGUAGUGGUAUUUUAUAAGAACUGGUCAUUUUGAAGUAGGCAGUCGAUUUGAGUUACAUGUUUGUUAUAAGAAAGACUCACUACGGCCCAAGCAGAAAACUUAACCUUACGACAAAAAGAACGUAGUGGUAUUUUAUAAGAACUGGUCAUUUUGAAGUAGGAAGCUGAUAGGUUCCGUUAAUACUCAUAUAACUUUUUCAGAGGUCAAUUUGAGUUACAUGCUUGUUAUAAGAAAGACUCACUAAGGCCUAAACAUUAAACUCAACCUUACAACAUAAAAGAACAUAGUAGCAUUUUUAAGAACUGGUCAUUUUGAAGUAGGAAAUUGGUAUAUUCCAUGAACACUCAUACAGCUUUUUCAGAGGUCGAUUUGAGUUACAUGUUUGUUAUAAGAAAGACUCACUAUGGCCUAAACAUUAAACUCAACCUUACAACAUAAAAGAACAUAGUAGCAUUUUUAAGAACUGGUCAUUUUGAAGUAGGAAGUUGGUAUAUUCCGUUAACACUCAUACAGCUUUUUCAGAGGUCGAUUUGAGUUACAUGUUCAUUACACGCAAGACUCACUACGGCCCAGAACUAACUCAACCUUACGACAAAAAGAGCGUAGUAGUAUUUUAUAAGAACUGGUCAUCAUACCCUCGGAAAAAUGUAGAAAGUGGCAAGGUGCUGGUCAAUGAAGUAUGUUAUCGUCCCCAUGCGAAAAACAGCCAUUGAAAAGAAGCUGCAUAUGUGGGUAUGUCUGUUAUAUGAAAUGGUUGCUCUGUUCUGAUUGAUUAUAAGAAGAAUUUGUAUGUAUGAAGUUACGCAGGAUUUGACGUAGUUUAAAUAAAGGUCAGGGAAUGCAGGAAAAAAGUUACGAUAAGCUAGAAAAUAUAUGGAAAGUUACCUAGAUUUUUUAAUUGUCAAAUGCAGGAGUUAAGAAAUACAAGGAUGGUAUUAUAUAAUUCCUCAUACUGAACUUGUUAACAUUUAAUUCCUAAGCUAAAGAUACUCAUGUACUCUUAAGAUAUUACUAGGGAAAACAAGCAUGUCCAAAAGAUUACGUAAAGAAAGAAUUUGCAUAUGUGAAUCUUCAGUUGUAAACAUCACGUUCGGAAACUUUCAUGUAAACGAAAUUCCAGAGGUUAACGGCAACACCACUCUCGUUUAUCUCAUAUAUUUCGUUCCUCAUCUGUCUCGAAAAUAAAUAACAGUUCCUUUGGUAGAUAUGCAAACCACUGUGAAAGGUUUCGGUACGUAUCGUUUCUCAAGAUUCAGACGCUACGGGAAAACACAUUACAAUAUUUUCUUCCGAGAGCUCCAGGUUGAAAGGUGAUGGAAGUGAACUGUGUGUCAUAAACUGAGGUGAACUGUGUGUUAUAAGUAAGAGUGUUAAGUGUCGUAUGUGCGAGUGUAAAGUGGCAGGCUGAUCAGAAGAGAAUAAGUGAUAUUUUCCCAUAGAGAGCUACUGUAUUGUAAAUCUAUGUCAUCUAUGUAGCUACUGUAUUCUAAAUUGUAGCCUUUCUUCCUCACGUCUUGAAGAGUAAGCUGGAAAGUCAUGCAGUGGAGAGCUUCUUGAGAGAGUAAAUCUUCGCUGGACUUAAUAUAGCGCGGCGACUAUGCCUGAUGAACGAGCCUCCCAUAACCCACUUAGCCAGGGGGGACCUCUUUGGCCGACUCGGUAGGGAGUGGCUCUCUCGUCACGCUGGUCACGGGUUCAAUCCCAGGCAGCCGGCGAAUACCCUCUCCUGGUCUUGAUUCAUUUCUCGUGUGUUUCGAUACGCGCAGAGGACGUGUUAGAAAAUAGAUACCCCCCUAGCUAAGUGGGUUAUGGGAGGCUCGUUCAUCAGGCAUAGUCACUACACUACAUUAACACAAGUAGAUUUGACAUUAUAAAACCAUUUCCUGGACUUGAUCUUGAUGCUGCAGAGCGUGUAAAUGGCACUCUGCUUCCUGGGGGCUGUGCAUAGUAGAGGUCGUCACUCACUUUUGUUGGCCAUGUUAUAUUUCCAGAACUCAGUCUUUUCUGUUGUGUGUGUGUUGUGGUUAUCUCUUCAACGUGCAAGACUGUAUUUAACCGUGUAUGGAUCGGCAGUGCGGUCUAGCUGGAGGCAUUUCUUGAUGGAGUCGUAUGUCUUGCGAUUAGGUAUAUAUUGAAGGUGUGUGUGUGUGUGUGUGUGUGUGUGUUUCUUUUUUUGCAUCUGUCUCUCUUUUUUAUAUACAACGAAGGAGACAGCUCAAGGACACAAAAAAAGGAAACAAUAAUAAAAAAAGCCCGCUACUCGCUGCUCAAAAAGAAUCCAAAGAGGUGGACGAAAGAGAGGUCGGUUGUUAUGCAAAUUGACCUCUCUUUCGGCCGCUCAUUUCUUUUGUCUUUGUGGGAACGGCGAUUAGCGGGCUUUUUUUUUUGUUGCCCUUGAGCGGUUUCUUUAGCUGUAAAACAAAAUUGUUAUCUCGGCUCCGUUUUCCGUUUGUUGUGUUGGUCCUGCAGUUUUAUAAUUGUAUUUUGUAUUAGCGGUGCGGUUAUUUACCAUCAAAAUAUCUCAAGAAAGUGCGUUGGGGUCCAAAGUAAAAUACGUCAUCACGAAUUUGAAUUAACAUCGUCUAUCACGGCCUGGACGAGUUGGCUUCCUGGGCAAAGUGAACUGUGGUCAUCAGAUUUUUUAUUUUAUUUAUUUAUUUAUUCAUUUUACAUCAGAGGACACGGCUCAAGGGCAAUAAAAAGAGUACACAAAAAAAAAUGCCUGCAACUCGCCACUCUUAGAAUGUCGCGCUGGCCCUGUGCCUCGGGGUAAUGGGCUCGUACCCACUAGAGGCUCAAGAACCAUUGUGACAUAGGAGUACUGAGGUCACACAGCUAAACCGAAUGACCCCAACCUUAUUAACUGGUCGCUGCCUGAUUGGUCAAGCUGGAGAACUGACCUUUGCAUACUGAAACUGAAUGGAAAUAAGAAACCAUUACCCCAUUUUGAUUAAUUAUAAGAAUUGGUUGUACUGUUCAGCGUAUGUAAUCGUAAUGAUCGAAACUAUGGAGCACUGACCUAUCCACACAGCAGCGGUGAAAAUGUGAAACCGUUACUCUGUUUUAAUCGACUAUAAGAAGAAUUUGUAUGUGUGAAGUUACGCAGGAUUUGACGUAGUUUAAAUGAAAGUCAGGGAAUGCAGAAAAAAAAGUUACGAUAAGAUAAAAAUACAUGAAAGUUAUCUAGAUUUUUUUUUAUCAAAGGCGGUUGUUUAGAAAUAUAAAGACGUUCUUUUUUCAACAUCACCUCCUGUACUUAGACCCAUUCACAGUGUGGGUGACGGCCGCUAGUCUGCUCGCCCCUCCAGGCUCUGCUGCACACAUGACUUGACAGUCCUUCACCUCACUCUGUUGAUUAGCCAUGUGCCUUCUUUUGGGAGCUUCAACGAUGACCCAAAGGAAACAUUUGAUCCACCAGCCGAGAGCUCUUCCAGUUAACUUGCCUGUCGUUGGUUGUGGCAGCUCAUGUAUAGCGUGUCAGGACGAUGUUAACGAUGGAGUUUUAAUUUGUUGUUCCGAGAUGCAGUUUUUCCUCCCUCACUGUACUAGAAUCAUAUUUGCUGCCUACUGUUUGAGAGACUUCCUGUGUGAUUAUUGUGUGUGGUGAACUUGAGUAUGGUGUCAGUGCAAGGGUUGUGAGUCCAAAAUAGAAGAUGCAAAUAUUUUUUCCCCUCAUUGUGCGGUUCUAAAAAGUCAUAUUUGAUGUUUACGGAAUUUAAAGACAACUUGGUGAUGAAAUUUCAGUACUUGUUAAUAGGAGAUACAAAGGUUUUUCUAUCCUUGCUGUUCUCUAAAAAGUCAUAUUUGAUGUUUACGGAAUUUAAAGACAACUUAGUGAUAAAAUUUCAGUCGUUAAUAGGAGAUACAAAGGUUUUUCUAUCCUUGCUGUUCUCUAAGAAGCCAUAUUUGAUGUCUACAGAAUUUAAAGACAACUUAGUGAUAAAAUUUCAGUACUUGUUAAUAGGAGAUACAAAGGGUUUUUCUAUCCUUGCUGUUCUCUAAGAAGCCAUAUUUGAUGUCUACAGAAUUGAAAGACAACUUGGUGAUAAAAUUUCAACAUUUGUUAAUAGGAGAUACAAAGGGUUCUCUAUCCUUGCUGUUCUAAAAAGCCAUAUUUGAUGUUUACGGAAUUUAAAGACAACUUAGUGAUAAAAUUUCAGUACUUGUUAAUAGGAGAUACAAAGGGUUUUCUAUCCUUGCCGUAUUUUAAAAAGCCAUAUUUGAUGUUUACAAUUUUAAAAACCAAAUAUAGGAAUAAAUUUUCAACACCUGUUAUUAUGAGGUACAAAGUAAUUCUCUCUCUCUCUCUCUUUGUAUUCUAAAAGUUAUAUUUGACGUUUACGGAAUUUAACGACAACUUAGCGAUAAAAUUUAAACUUGUUAUGAGGUACAAAGCAAUUUUUUCCCCCUCACUGUAUUUUAAAAGUCAUAUUCGAUGUUUACAGAAUUCUACGACAAUUAUAAGUGAUCAAAUUUCAACUUUUAUCAAUAGCAGAGGCAGACUUAACUCUGUUCUUACUGCUCGAAAAGUCAUAUUAAUGUUAACAAAUUUUAAAAAGUACGUAAUUUUUUAUAACAUUCCGACACUUGUUAUUAGAAGAUACAGUGUUACUUUCUCCCUUACUAUACCGAGUCAUAUUUCAGUUGAAGUUUACUAUUUUAGAGACUAGACAGCCAUGUGGUGUGUGUGUCUGUCUGUGUGUGUGUGUGUGUGUGUGUGUGUGUGUGUGUGUGUGUGUGUGUGUGUGUGAGAGGUUGAAUCACAGGAGACGGACAGUUGCCGGAAUUGUUCUUCAUCGAUGCUGUAAAAUAAUUUCUCUUUGUUAUGUUUAUGCUGAAAAAUAUCUGCUAUUGUGAAGUGCUUGCCAGACGAGAGUGUAACAUUCACGCCACAUCGGGAUAUAGUGCUUGAAAAGGUGUUUAUUAUCAAGCAGUAUACAGUACAUAUAUAUUUUUUUGUUUCGGUUAAAAGCUGAAAAAUUUCUGCUAAUGUGAACUACUUGCCGUAAGAGAAGUAAAACAGUCACGCCACAUCCUGCUAGUGUUAGGAAAGGCGUUCACUAUCAAGCAAUAUGCAGUAGGUAUAUAUAUUUUUUUGUACUUGACUUGGAUACACUGUUUGAAGUUUAGGUUAAUGGCCAGUUGUUUAGGACUUACCCCAGAAGGUCAGUACAAAGCGUCUACUUAAACAUAACUCCCACGUUCAUAGAAUCCAAGCAAUGAGGCGCCACGGAAAUGAAGAUAAAGAUACUGAUAGAAAACUGCGAGUCCGAGUAUCGAGUCAACUAUAUAUUGCGACGUUGUUAAUGUUAAAUGCAGUGGGCAUGAUCAAGCCUUGUAUAAUUUUGUAUACAUUGAGAUUUCACCAACUUGAAGGUACCUAGUUACUUGUUAGCGAGUCUCCUUCCACGACACUCUGAACCUUAAUCGUAGACCCUCUCGUAGUGGAUAUAAUAUUACCGCUGGCCGCUCUCCGUCGGUCCCUUGUUGCAGAGCGUUCAAGACCUGAUGUAAAAAUGAAGUUAACUGUUGCAUCAUACCAUAGGAUUGUAAAGUCUAUUGUUUCUAAGUAGUAGGUACAUUGGCAGGGCCUCGGGCAGUAUAUAUAUAAAGUGUGUGUGAUAUAUCUUGAAGAAUGGACGAGUGAUUUGCGACUCCUACACCCAAGUAGCUAGUGAUGUAUGUAGUAACAUUGUUCAUCCAGAAUUCUUAAAACGAAUUCCUCAUCAGUCAUGGCUACAAGCUGUGAUUACUCUAGGGUGUGCGUGGGCGGUGCGCUGUACGCUGCGAGUGUUAGCUGCAAGCAAACAAAAUAUUUUUCCUGAAGGUAGUUGUGUGUUUUGAGGCGUGAAUCUCCAUACUUGUUCACCACUCCUAGGACCUUAAGAAAGCUGUCUAUUGUGAAGAAGUACAGUCCUUUGCAUGCUUUCCUACUGCUUCCUCUUUUCUGCUAGACCAGUAGACGAGUAGACAACCAUACGUCUGGGGUGGAAGGGGCCGGUGCUGAUCACUAUGAAGUCUCCACGUUUUGUAGGUAGUGUUGUAGACGGACGCGUGGGUGGAAUUUACCUCUUUUGAAACCUUGGUAUUCUUUGAUAUUCAGGGAUGAAGCUUUACCUCCUUGGUCAGUAUUUGUUGAUGAAGGAAAGAGUGUUUUAUUUCACUGAUAUGUCAAUGAUUUUAUGUGAAGAGUAAAGGGUCUAUUACACUGGGCAAAUUUUCCGUGAUCUUCAGUCAAACCACGAUUUCCGUUAACAUGGUUCUCAUUUGUUUCUUGUUAUUGCUGAUGAUGAUGAUGGUGAGUAAUACCGUCAUCCUUCAGUGAUAUCUAUCGUACCUUUGGAGGAUCGUGGACGCGUCAGAAAACCAUGGAAAUAUGAGAACCACGCCAACGGAAAUCGUGGGUUGACUGAAGAUCCACGGAAAAUUUGCCCAGUGUAACAGCCCUUUAAGUCGUUCUCAAAUCAAUGAACUUAUUUUCUGCUAGUUUGUUAGUGAGUGUUGAAGGCAAAAAACACCUCAUUGACACAUCCUGCACAGUAGAGAGUAGAUUCGCUGCUUACAAAGGUGCAGUAAAGAAUAUUAUGAGGUGGUUCGCUGAUGUUGGAGGGACUGAGAGAAGAGAAAUAGAAAAUAAACGUCAUUACUGAAACUGCCUGCAAGAACAUAUGAGGGAAGGGAAAUUAGUUAGCUAGAUAAGGCAGAUGAUGACCAGCUGCCCUACAUGUGUUAAAUUAGGGAUGAGGAGGGAUGAGUGGAUAAGGGGGGUUAUUGAGACUUUAAUUAACUAAGAAACAGAUUUAUGGCCCUUCGAUCCAUGAGGCAACAAGUUCAUAGGACUCAUACAUUAUAAAUAAUUCAGCUUCAAUCCAAGGAACAGCUUUUAGAAAUUUUGAUACUCUAGGAGGCAGGUAUAUUGGGCUUUAAUCCAACAGAAAAAGGUUAACGAGAAUCUAUUUAAUCAAGGAACAGGUUUUCAAGACUAAUCCAAAUUUCUAAGACUAAGGAACAGGUUUUAGAGACUUUGCAAUUCUAGAAAACAGGUUCAUUGUGCUUUAAUCCAAUAGAAAAAGGUUAACGAGAAUUUAUUUAAUCAAGGAACAGGUUUUCAAGACGUAAUCCAAAUUUAUAAGACUAAGGAACAGGUUUUAGAGACUUUGAUACCCUAGGAGUCAGGUAUAUUGGGCCUUAAUCCUAUUGAAAAAGGUUAACGAGAAUCUAUUUAAUCAAGGAACAGGUUUUUUAAGAUGUCAAUCGAAAUUUCUAAGACUAAGGAACAGGUUUUAGAGACUUUGCAACUCUAGAAAACAGAUUUAUUGGGCUUUAAUCCAAUAGAAAAAGGUUAACGAGAAUCUAUUUAAUCAAGGAACAGGUUUUCAAGACGUAAUCCAAAUUUAUAAGACCAAGGAACAGGUUUUAGAGACUUUGAUACUUUAGGAAACAGAUUUAUUGGGCUUUAAUCCUAUUGAAAAAGGUUAACGAGAAUCUAUUUAAUCAAGGAACAGGUUUUUCAAGACGUCAACUCAAAUUUCUAAGACUAAGGAACAGGUUUUAGAGACUUUGAUACCCUAGGAGUCAGAUUCAUUGUGCUUUAAUCCAAUAGAAAAAGGUUAACGAGAAUCUAUUUAAUCAAGGAACAGGUUUUCAAGACUUAAUCCACUGAGAAACAGAUUUAUAAGCAAAUUCUAAAGAGUAAUUAGUGAUACAAUUCCAACACUUGUUAUUAGCAGAUACAAAGUUAAUUUCUCCUUUACUAUACCGAGUCAUAUUCCAGUUGAGGUUUGCAAAUUCUAAAGACUAAUUAUGAACAGGUUAAAAGGAGUUUGAAGUGUAGAAUCGAGUGGGCGUUGGUCCUGUUGUGUACUGUCCAUGAGGUGUAUUGGUGGGCUGGGCGGCUUAACAUAGUCUAACCUCAAGGUGGAUUUAUAGAUAGUAGACGACAGCCUGGCCGGAGAAGAAAAGAGUCAGUCAGGAAGGAUACGGAAGCUUAACAAACUCGGCUAUCAACACUCAUUAGAAUUUCAGUGUCUUCGUUUUGUUUAAUCGUCCAUUUUUCAGUCUUUCUAGAAUUUCAGUGUGUUUGUGUUAGGAUUGUUUGCCGAUGUUUCAGUUUUUCUAGAAUUUCAGUGUGUUUGUGUUAGGAUUGUUUGCUGAUGUCUCAGUUUUUCUAGAAUUUCAGUGUGUUUGUGUUAGGAUUGUUUGCCGAUGUCUCAGUUUUUCUAGAAUUUCAGUGUGUUUGUGUUAGGAUUGUUUGCUGAUGUCUCAGUUUUUCUAAAAUUUCAGUGUGUUUGUGUUAGGAUUGUUUGCCGACGUUUCAGUUUUUCCCGUGUUCUUUGUUCUUCGUGUUUUCCUCUUUCCCGCAGUCACACGUUCUGCUCCCGUUUGCCCGAGGUGCAUAAGGUGUAUUCUGACAUUGCAGGUAAUUUAUCGUAUAAGUAGUACAAGAGCUAGUGGAGAUACUGUUUAAUUUUCAACGGAGAAAUUUUAUAAUAUCCUUGUUGACGACCUACCGAUAGUGUGUGAGUGUGUGUGUAUGUGUGUGUGAGUGACCUGGAUACACUAUAUAGUUGUUGCCACUACUACUACUACUACUACUACUACUACGACUACUACUACUUCAUGAGGGGAAGUGUUAAUGACUGAGGUUUUGCUGCUGCUACUUCAAAUGUUUAUAAUAGUACUCUUGGUGUUGUACAUUGUUUUCAAUAAAGAAAUCUAGUUGUCAA